AGUCACCUUGCUGGCUUGCUCAGUGCUCAGUGUCUGUGGGGGAGUGCGGCGGUGAGGGAGUGCAUGACGGUAGCUGGGUGUCUUGUACCAGCCGAUAUAUUCAGACAAAUGACUAAAGGCGUCCCUCGCAUCAUGCACAGCUGACGGGAUCGAGCGUUGCAAGGAAUAGACCCAAGGGAAGUCGCGUUUGGGCAGAGGAGAGUGAAAGUGAGUGCGUGUGGUGUUAGUAUUCUGGAGACGCGGCGUGCGGACAGGAGAGGAGGCGUGUGCGGGGAAAGGAGCUCCUCGCUGGGGCUCGAGGGACACGUCCUCGGGUGGCGCCGCGACACCUGCUCAGCCGUAGACACACCUGCUGCUCUUCACCUGCAGUAGUGCGAGGUUUCUAAUCAUCGGUUUCUUCGGCGUCUCGUCUGCUUCCGUCCCGUCACCGUUACUGUCACUGUAUCACCGUCCCGAGUCACACGCGGAGAGACAAGACGCACGGCUAAACACACACACACACACACACACACACACACACACACACACACACACACACACACACACACACACUUUCCCUCGCCACCAGGGACUCCACGUGGUUCCAGUUCCUUGAUCUCCCUCUUCCACUACCACCACUACCACCACCACCACCACAAUGAGUAUGGAAAGACUGGGCCCCUCGUCCUCCCGGUAUGUUGACUACACGCAGCCGGGGCCGAGUGGGUACCGGGGUCCCCCCUCCGUUAGUAGCUACGAGUACUCACCCCCGCAGCGACCCCCACGCAGGGACAGAAGCCGCUCCAGGUCCAGGGACAGAGAACACUCCAGCAGAAGCGGUUACUCCAGUAGAGAGGUAUAUUACAAUCCUGGACUGGAGGAUGACCGCGCCCCCAGCGACCGUGCCGAGAGCGAGUUCACCGUCAGGAACGAGGCAGUGAUCAACCCGCAGCUGGAGGAGGAGCGACGGGCGGCGUCUAGAGCAGCCUCGGAGAUCUACGCCUCCACACGUCUGCCCAGACCACAAUCAGAGAUCAGCAGCCAAUACACGUAUCCCACCAGCGACAAGGUGAGCGUGAAGACUAAGACGACGAGGGGCGGCAAGCUGGUGAUGGAGACAAUGACGGCGCCGCAUCCCUGCUGCCCCAACACCCGCAGUGUGUGUUGCCUGAUGGUACUGCUCAACCUAGGGCUGCUGCUCAUCACCCUGGGCUUCGUGGUAGUGCUGCAGCUUUACAACCCUGCCUUCGUAUGGUACAUCGGUCUGUGCAUGCUGAUCUUCGGCUUCAUGGUGCUCUUUGGCUCGCUCAUCUACUGCGUGUUCGUGUGCCGGGAGGUGGAGAAGAUGAGACCCCCGCCGGGCGAACUCUACUGGACUAACCACUGGACCAAGACGCUCAACAUGCCGGAGAUCCACUACACCAACACGCAGUACAAGCCAAGCGACUACAAGGGUUCAGAGUACUCCUUCAAGACUGACCCGAGCAGGACCACAGCCACCAACAGCCAGCGUUACUGAUGGGAUCGUCGGAACGUGUCUCUCUUUCCCUUUAUACUGGACUUGAAUUAUUGUCCUUACGUGAUAGACAGAUCAAUCCAUGGGGGUGAAUACUGUUAUACGUACUGAAAGUGUAUAAUAUGUUUCACUCCAGCUGCGUCGUUAUUCCCAGGUACAUGAAAUGAAAUAUAGCUGCAGUUAUUUCGCCCUGAAAAAAAAAGUUUAUAAAAAAUAAAAAUAAAUAAACAGAUAAAUAAAUAAAUAAAUAAAUGCUUUAUAUUUGGCUUUCGAGAGUCCAUUGUUUUCUGAGUGAAGAAUUACUAAAGUUAUGUCCCUUGCGGCACUCCUUUCUUUGGCAACACGAGUAUCCUCAUGGCCUCACAGAUCAAUCAUCCCUGCAACACCUAUAAAAAUUUAAUGCAAGAACAUAAUCACAAAGUUUUUCUUCGUAUAAUAAUAUUGCUUCACUAAAAGUAAUGUAAGUCAUCAACAAAUUUCAGAGGCGAACAAUAAUGAAAAGAAACGUUUAUCAGUGAAGCGCCGUUGGUUGAAAGCUUCCCAACCCACGUCAACAACCUGAACUUGAACGUGGUAUUGUGUCCAGUCUUGCGCUGUCUUGAUACAUGUAUUGUUCAGACGAAAUAAAUAUAAUUAAUACCAGUGUUAUCCCAGGGAAACGUGGCUUAGUAUUAGUAUGUGUCCUUGAUCUAUGUUGAUGCAUAGUAGCAUGGGGAAACAACUCAAACAAAAUAUCAGAGGCAAGUUUAGUCACUCCAUUAGUUGAGAGUACGCAACCAAUGAAUGAUUAAUCCAUAUGACGCACUCUGCACUGAUUAACGAAAUCUUCAACUUAGAAAAAUUAGCGUAUGAUUAUGAUUUACGUAUUUCCUUUGAUUAAUUGCUUUAUAUGAAUAUACAUAUUAACACCACGUGACCCGAACCUCGUUUGACGUUUGUGAGUCUGCGCGAGGUUGUCAGGCGUCUGCCGCGUGUUGAGUGUUGACUUGUGGUAUCUUACUUUACACUACCGUUUUGUGCCUCCAUGUGCUCUUUCGGCCCAUGUACUCCUUGCCAGGUGAGAUUAUUGUGCUCUCAGACUUAGGUGUGCAUCAUAUAUAGGCUGUUCACGAGAUUGCAAGGCAGUGAGUGAGUGGCCCGUGACUCCAACAGGUAGAAGCUUGGGACCUAAACACUACGGAACAAUGCAGCUGGUAUUUCAAGGUUAGCAUGCUCAAAAGCGACUCACCAUUAUUGAUUCUAUUCCAAUAGGUCCCUGCUGAUGCACAUAGGAACCUAAAGGAAGACGCAAGAAGCCAUCAGUGUGGUGACAGUCAUUGUAUAAUGCAUAACGAUGUAUUCUUGUACCCACCAUCAGCCUUAUCCAUACAUUUGCCCUGUAUGUUAAAACUCCUUGUUGGUAUUAAUAUAUUAUAGUGGGUCUGUUUCCAGGCACCACCCAUUGUGAACCAAUUUCUGAUCAUUAGUAUUGCUUACCUCGUGCACCCCUGGCGGUAGGCAAGGGAUAGAUCUGCCUGGGUUGCUGUGGAAUGCCAGGUGUUUAUAACAGAUGUGGGGUUAUGGGUAUUUGGGGCUUGAAGAUACCUCACUUCACAGGUCCCUUCUGCCAUUAUUUCAGUAGACUGCAUCCUCAGACUACAAAAUUCUUACCUAUUUUGAUGUGUAUAUCUUGUGACUAAAGUUAUUACAGGUUCUCUUACAACUGCCUACAGGAUAUCAUUAUGCUCAGACAUGUCCCUUUAUAUUAAACCACCUUAUUUCUAUAUAUAUGCUUUCUUUUAUUAAUUUAUUACUUAAUCAUGGAAAUUCUCCAGAAUGUCAGGGCUUGAAGCUGCAGCAUUAUUAGCUUUAAUGGAAAUCUGCCUCAGCCCAGAGUGAUGGCAUGCUGGCCCAGCAGUGUGCCUUUCUGUAAGUUAUCUUAGUUGUUCAGCUGCAGUGCAUACAUAGUUUUACAUCUAAGUGUUUGUUAAAGCUAUAUGCAAUUUGUAUUGUGUAUAUGUUGUGUUCUGUCUGAAGAAUGUUUAAGUUCAUUGGGUUAAUCAUGUUGUUAAUUAAACUUUUUAGGAACUUUGAAUUCCUUAUUAAUGGGCAUUGCUUUGCUGAACUUUUUUUCUUCUUAUUGCUGUUUUAAUGUAAGAAGUGUAAUUGUCUUUCUCUUUUAAUCAGCAUAUCAGCAUGCCAGGGGUUGUGGUGCAUAUGACAGUAAAGAAAUGAUCUGUCAGUAGAGUACUUUUUUUUUCAGAACACUGAAAAAUACUACCUAGUCCACUUUCCCAGUGCAUUUAUUGAUAUUAUAAUGACAAGAUAUAUUUGUCCUCCAGAUAUGAAUAUAACUCAUUGGGGAAUGAAAACUUGCAAGUUUUCUAGCUGUAUUACAACAGAGGAUAUGAAAUUAUUUGUCACAUUUCAUUUUGCAAGAAAUGGCCAGUAAUAAGGAAAUGUUCCUAAAGAACUUUUAAACUAAACUAGGUUAAAUUAAACUAAGUUUAAUAUGAAGUGUAAAGCAACAUUAAUUACAUGUGUGCCAGGAUGAUUUAAGAACUUGUAAAGAUGGAACAAAGUGAAGGUAUUUAAACACACUAACAUGACACUAUAAACUGUGCAAACAUUUUUCAAAUGUUGUUAGAAUAUUAGAAGAAGAUGACAUCCUGAACACAUCUCAUGUCAUGCUUUUCCCUAAACCAUUUAAAUCCAAUGCAUUAAUAUUAUUACUUUCAUAUAUUUGCAUUUCUUUGAUCAUUUGCAUCACCAACAGAUCUCCUAGUCACACACCUAAGGAUCUAACAUGGGCUAAACAAUUAGCUGUAUGUAUUACCAUAUGUAUAUGAUGUUUUGAAAACUGAUUUGUUUAAUUUAUGUGUGUUCUUUGCAAGAAUAUCAUUGCAGAUCCCAUGUUUUCUUAUUCUGGUAAUUAUGAUCUUGUGCCAUAUAUUUGUUUCAUAUUCUUACUUCUUAGGAGUUAUUUUAUUGCUGCAAUAUUUUUUUUCAUGAUAUAAAACAGUGUUUAUGACGAUACUUGCUGGUAAAGUUUUGUCGUUUUGAAGUUACACAGUUGAAAUGCAAUAGUUUAACAAGGUGGGAAGAUAGAUGGAUUGAAAUGUUAGCAAGUAUUCAUUUUGAGCACCUAAUGAUCAAUAAAAGGAGGAAUCUUUCAGCUUGAAAUAUGUGAAGAAUGAUUUUUAUACUAUAUUUUGGUGUAUGAUUAUAAUUUGAUUAUCACAUUUUCUGUAUAUACUAUUUUUUUUAUGCAAAAUCUACUGCAUGUAGUGCUUAUGUAAAUAUAUUACAGAAACAUUUUC
Messenger RNA from Scylla paramamosain (green mud crab), 4794 nucleotides. RefSeq lists its product as uncharacterized. Lineage: Eukaryota; Metazoa; Arthropoda; Malacostraca; Decapoda; Portunidae. The transcript is spliced from 6 exons. The record is from RefSeq and is a predicted model, not a curated record. The coding region runs from base 638 to 1498 and encodes 286 amino acids.